Misgurnus anguillicaudatus (oriental weatherfish) is the source of this 7065-nucleotide messenger RNA. RefSeq names its product solute carrier family 12 member 7b (gene slc12a7b). Gene Ontology annotation, cellular component: plasma membrane. Gene Ontology annotation, biological process: chemical synaptic transmission; cell volume homeostasis; potassium ion homeostasis. Gene Ontology annotation, molecular function: potassium:chloride symporter activity. The record is from RefSeq and is a predicted model, not a curated record. NCBI's taxonomy places the organism in Eukaryota, Metazoa, Chordata, Actinopteri, Cypriniformes, Cobitidae.
ACUAACGGAUUACCGGAGAUGAAUCACGGGCGUGAGGAGUCUGAUCCAUGAAGUUCCCUGAAACACCGGACAGGUCCGAUAAGCAACAUGAGCGAGAGAUUUAUGGUCGUGCCGGUCGAUCAGGACGACGACGACGCGCGCGCAGGUGCUGACGGAGAUUCCGUGUUUUUGGACACAGGUGCCGGUGAAGUGGAAAUCGCACGGCGCCGGGGAUCAGUACCCAUCCUCCAGUACAACAGAGAGCCCACCAGAUACGGUGAUGGAAACCCGAGGGAAAGCAUUCCCUUCUUCCAUAACACAGAAGAUGAGAAAGGAAACCUCUAUGAUGGGAAAAACAUGGCACUUUUCGAGGAGGAGAUGGACAGCAAUCCCAUGGUAUCGUCGCUCCUCAGCAAACUGGCCAACUACACGAAUCUCACGCAGGGCGUCCGAGAGCACGAGGAAGCUGAUGAAGAUGAAGGGGCCAAGAAGAAAAAAGUCAAGAGUCCACAGAUGGGGACGUUUAUCGGGGUUUACCUGCCCUGUCUGCAAAAUAUCCUGGGAGUGAUUCUGUUCCUGCGAAUGACGUGGAUCGUGGGGACGGCAGGAAUCCUGGAGGCCUUUAUAAUUGUGUCCAUGUGCUGCACAUGUACAAUGCUCACAGCUAUAUCAAUGAGUGCCAUUGCUACAAACGGUGUCGUUCCAGCUGGAGGUUCUUACUACAUGAUCUCCAGAUCUCUGGGUCCUGAGUUCGGAGGCGCUGUUGGACUCUGUUUCUAUCUGGGUACCACAUUCGCCGGCGCCAUGUACAUCCUCGGUACAAUCGAGAUACUGCUGACGUAUAUAGUGCCCAAUGCUGCCAUCUUUAAAACAGAUGAUAAAGAGCUGCAGGCCGAGGCGAUGCUGAACAACAUGCGUGUGUAUGGCACGUGUUGUCUGGCGCUCAUGUCUCUGGUGGUGUUUGUUGGAGUGAAGUAUGUGAACAAGCUGGCCUUGGUCUUCCUCGCCGCAGUCGUCCUCUCCAUUCUGGCCAUCUACGCCGGGGUCAUCAAAACCAUUUUUGAGCCUCCAGUUUUCCCGGUUUGUUUGCUGGGCAACCGCACCCUUCAGAACCACAACUUUGACAAGUGCUUGAAGACAGAAAUAAUCGACAACGUGACGAUGACCACAAAACUUUGGUCGCUCUUUUGUAAAGGGCCGGAGUUGAACGCCAGCUGUAAUGAAUACUUCUCCAUGAAUAACGUCACAGAGAUUCAGGGCAUCCCUGGACUCACCAGUGGAGUUAUUUCAGAGAACAUGUGGAGCAGUUAUGGUCCUGCUGGGAUGCUGGUGGAGAAAUCUGUAUCAUCAGAAGAGUCGAUUGACACCUCACAGGACGUCUUAAUGCCGUAUGUCGUCAAUGACAUCACCACAUUCUUCACUUUACUCGUGGGAAUCUACUUUCCUUCUGUCACAGGUAUCAUGGCAGGAUCAAACAGGUCUGGAGAUCUUAGAGAUGCUCAGCGCUCCAUUCCCAUUGGAACAAUCCUCGCCAUAGCAACCACCACCAUCAUCUAUCUUUCCUGUGUCGUGUUUUUUGGCGCAUGCAUCGAGGGUGUGGUGCUUCGAGACAAGUUUGGAGAUUCAGUUAAAGGAAACUUGGUGAUUGGGACUCUGUCUUGGCCUUCGCCGUGGGUGAUCGUGAUUGGUUCAUUCUUCUCCUGCUGUGGGGCGGGGCUUCAAAGUCUCACCGGCGCCCCCCGUCUGCUGCAGGCCAUCGCCCGAGACGGCAUAGUGCCUUUCCUAGAGGUGUUCGGUCACGGUAAAGCCAACGGAGAACCGACCUGGGCUCUCCUCCUGACGGCUUUCAUCUGCGAGAGCGGGAUUCUCAUCGCUUCUCUCGAUGCCGUCGCUCCCAUCCUCUCAAUGUUUUUUCUGAUGUGUUAUCUGUUUGUGAACCUGGCGUGUGCUCUCCAGACACUGUUGAAAACACCAAACUGGAGACCUCGCUUCAAAUACUACCACUGGACUCUCUCAUUUCUGGGUAUGAGUUUAUGUUUGGCUCUGAUGUUCAUCUCAUCCUGGCACUACGCUCUGGUGGCGAUGCUCAUCGCUGGAUGCAUCUACAAAUACAUUGAAUAUCGCGGGGCAGAGAAGGAAUGGGGCGAUGGGAUUCGAGGUCUCUCUCUCAAUGCCGCUCGCUACGCUCUCAUUCGAUUGGAGGAGUCGCCACCACACACUAAAAACUGGAGGCCUCAGUUGCUGGUUCUGUUGAAUCUGGACUCGGAGUUCACUGUGAAACAUCCGCGUCUUCUGUCCUUCACCACACAACUGAAGGCUGGUAAAGGUUUGACCAUCGUGGGCUCAGUACUGGAGGGAACUUUCCUGACCAAAGACGCAGAGGCCAAAAGAGCAGAACAGAACAUCAAAUCUGUCAUGGCAGCUGAGAAGACAAAAGGUUUCUGUCAUGUUGUGGCGUCGUCCAACUUGCGUGAUGGCAUCUCUCACCUCAUCCAAUCAGCCGGCCUCGGGGGAAUGAAACACAACUGUGUCCUCAUGGCAUGGCCUGGGUCAUGGAGACAGUCUAAUGACCCACAAUCAUGGAAGAGCUUCAUAGAGACGAUUCGAGAGACCACGGCUGCCCAUCAAGCCCUGCUGGUGGCCAAGAACGUGGACAGUUUUCCUCAUCAGGAGCGUCUCACCGAAGGCACCAUCGACGUGUGGUGGAUCGUCCAUGAUGGAGGAAUGUUAAUGCUGCUGCCGUUUCUGCUGCGACAACACAAGGUGUGGAGGAAAUGCAAGAUGCGCAUUUUCACGGUGGCACAGAUGGAUGACAACAGCAUUCAGAUGAAGAAAGACCUGCAGAUGUUCCUCUAUCAUCUCCGGCUGAAUGCUGAGGUGGAGGUGGUUGAGAUGCAUGAGAGCGAUAUCUCGGCGUUCACGUAUGAGAAGACUCUGGUGAUGGAGCAGCGCUCGCAGAUGCUCAAACAGAUGCAGCUGUCGCGGACGGAGAGAGAGAGAGAGAUUCAAAGCAUCACUGAUGAAUCACGUAGCUCCAUACGGAGGAAGAAACGAACCAGCAGCGUUCACAGCACGGGCGUUCAUAACCAGAGCAGCCAACUAGAUGACGAUAACCCAGAUGAGGCACAGCUUAUCCAUGACAGAAACACAGCGUCUCAUUCGGCAAUAAAUGACAAGGCCGACGCGACGCCUGACCGAGUCCACAUGACCUGGACCAGAGAGAAGUUCUUGACCGAACGCAACCGGAACCGAGAGGCCAAUGCAAACAUGACUGUGCGGGAUCUUUUCAACAUGAAACCAGAAUGGGAGACUCUGAAGCAGUCGAAUGUGCGCUGCAUGCACACAGCUGUUAAACUGAAUGAAGUGGUGCGCUGUAAAUCACAGGACGCUCACCUGGUGCUCCUCAACAUGCCUGGACCUCCCAAAAACAGAGAUGGUGAUGAGAACUACAUGGAGUUUCUGGAGGUUAUGAUGGAGGGUCUCAACCGGGUCCUGUUGGUGCGUGGAGGUGGCCGAGAGGUCAUCACCAUAUAUUCAUAAAGUCACGAGCUGCCCAACGCCAUACUGGCAGGAAUUCUGUUUAUACGGGCAUCUGGGAAAACCUUACACUUGGUUUUAUACUGACUUUAAGCCCGGCUGUGAGUUUGUUAGAGGACGAUGACGUUUUUUGGGUCUGGUGAAGCGCCCAUGGAAACGGAGGCGAUGCACACGCAUGAUGAGAAGACCACAGGCUCAUAACUCAUAACGCUGCAUACCGACAUGUUAAUUUAUGCUCAUUGACUCACUUUCUGUUUGUUUUCUGUUGUUUGUUUGUACAGUCUGUGAUACUGUAGGUUUUUAUGUAUGUUCGUUGUGUAAAAUCGGCCUUUGGCAAUGUGUCCACAAACUGUUUUUCAUUUGGUUGGUUUUAUGAAGAUGAUGAAGAGUCUUCACGUUGCUUGCACAAUCGGAUGGUUUUAGCGUUUGUUUUAGACAAUGUUUUUAAGAGCUGCUGUACGCCGGACCGUUUUUUACUUACUGUUGCUAAAAGUGUUUCUGCAGAACCUAAAAGUGAUUUAUGCAAAAAUAAUCCUGACAGUUCAUUGUUGAGAACUUGGGAUGUGUUUUUAUUUGCAUACUUCAAAAUUAUUUUUUUCGAUACACAAAAGUACAUAACACCCAAACCAGGCAGCAUUCACAAACAUUUGAUUUUUGCAGUAUAAUCCAUGAUCUAAGUUUUAAAGGUUCUUGUUUAGAUAUGAAGGGAAAGUUUUGGCUCAAAGUCAUUGGUGAAGAUGCUGAAUGUGUUUAUGUUACUGACUAUACUGAAUUAUAUUGAAUGUGCAAUACCUUUAAAUGUUACGAAGGCAUCACUGGCCUAAUAACAUGCAGUUACUAACCUAGAGUUUUGUAUUACAUUAGUUGGACUGUUUAAUACUAACAACAAAAGCUGUGGUCUCGUCAUGAAACAUUCAUGAAUCACAGACAUCUGUUUGAUUUCAGCUGGAUUUGCACUUUUUUGUCUUUGUAAAAUUGUAUCAUAAGAGCCGAGGGCACGGCUGCUGUGUGUCUGAUGAGUCUGAACCAGCACUGACCAUCAUCAUAUCAUCAUCAUCAUCACUGCAAUAAAUGUGUUUCUCAACAUAAACUGAAACAACAUUUAGUGUCUGUAUUGAUGUGUAUGUGGAGUAUGAUGAUCUCCGGAGGUGAAGCUCAGUAUUUGUCGAGCGUGGAUGAUCUUAAGCACAAACUAAUACUUAGUACUUGCUUUUGCACUUUAUUGGUCAUGUUAGCUAGUCACAUAAACUUUAGCACGCUGUAGAUACUAUAUACACUCAAUAAUAUAUUAGCAUGAAAUUAUACAGGGAAAUAUUAUAACACUGCCCAGACAAACCACAAAGCAGCUGUUCCCAAAUAAGAAAAACACAGUAAAAAAGUUUUCUUAUAGGUCGUACACGCCAAGCGCGUAUUUAACGAUUUGCGCAAGUAAUGCAAAGACGCAAAUAGACGCGAACUCGCGCGGGCGAUGUGAAUGACACAAAUUGGGCGGCGCAUUUGCUGCGAAAACUCGCACUGUUCACCUUAAACGCGUCUUUGCGCAAGUGGAGAAAAUAUUUAACAAAACAUAAAAAAAUCGCAUGACACAAAGUUAAAUCCUGCGAGUAAGGAUUGCGAUGCUUAGGAUUUGGGGUAUACGCAGCAUUGUGGGGCGUACACGAAACACGAUUUUAAAGAUUUACAAGUAGAUAACAUACAAAGUCAAUGCAAAAAUGCAAAUAGAUGCAAACUCACGCUGUUUAACGCAAAUUGUGCGUUGCGAUUGCAGCGAAAACACAAGCUAUUUGCUUCAAACUCAUUUUCUCUUUUUUUAAAUAUUCAGCUUAGAAUUUGGUGUGUACGCAGCAUUGUGGGGUGUACACACGAAACGUGAAUUUAAAGAUUUGCGCAAGUAGUUUACAUACAAAGUCAAUGCAAAGACACAAAUAUAUGCAUACUCAUGCUGGUUGACGUGAAUUGGGCGUGAAAACACAAGCUAUUCGCUUUAUCAUUUUUGCGCAAAUUAAAAAUAUUUAACUGAAGUUAAAAUUUGCAUGACAGGAAGUUAAAUCGUGUGAAUAUUCUAGAGCGAGGAACGUGAUGCUUCACAUUUGGUGUUUAUGGGGCGUACACACCAAUCGCGAAUUCAAUGAUUUGCGCGAGUAGUUUACAUACAAAGUCAAUGCAAAAAUGCAAAUAGAUGCAAACUCACGCUGUUUAACGCAAAUUGUGCGUUGCGAUUGCCGCGAAAACAUGAGCUAUUCGGCUCAAACUCAUCUUUGAAAAUUAUUCAGCUCAAGUGAAAAAUUAGCAUGACACAAAGUUAAAUCCAGCGAGUAAUGUACAGCGAUGAACACGAUUCAUUGUAUUUGGUGUUUAUGUAGCAUUAUGGGGCGUACACACCAAACGUGAAAUAUAUGCAUACUCGCGCUGGUUGACGUGAAUUGGGCGUGAAAACACACGCCUCAAACUCAUUUUCGCUCAAAUUAAAAAUAUUCAACCCAAGUUAACAAUUUACAUGACAGGAAGUUAAAUCAUGAGAAUAAUCUAGAGCAGGGAACGUGAUACUUCGCAUUUGGUGUUUAUGCAGCAUAAUUGGGCAUAUACACCAAUUGCGAAUUCAAUGAUUUGCGCGAGUAGUUUACAUACAAUGCAAAGACGCAAAUAGAAACGAAUUGGGCAGCAUGAUUGCCGUAAAAAACAUGUUAUUUGCCUCAAAUGCGUUUUUGCAUAUGAUAUUUAACUGGCAUGACACAGUUAAAUCCCACGAGUAAUUUAGAGGAACGCAAUGCUUCACGUUUGGUGUGUACGCAGCAUUAGAUUAAAACAAUCCUGACUUGGCAAUCUGUUUUUGUGCCUGGUAGCUUUGACAGCUUCACAUUUACAAAGUUUUGGGCAUCAAAAUCCUUCACCUAUUUUUUUCCAGCAACAUAUAAAAGAGCUUCAUGUAUGGAGUAAGUACUAUCAGAUAUAGUAAAAGUGACAAUGGUGAUAGAUGUGGAGGUAUAGAAACAUCUACAUAUGUAUGUUAAUACUGUUAACACUGUGUUUACAUCUUUUGCAAGUUUAACAAAGAUGUGAACAUUUUUAUUGCUCAAAAAUAUAAAGUGAGAGAAACUUGUAAACCAUACACACCAACACGUAGAUCAGCAAUAACACAAUCAAUAUUAAUGAUGGCCAUGCUGAUAGCUUAAAGGAACAGAUUUGAGUUAUUUUCUUCAGUUUUGUGCAUUAUGUAAUCUGAAUCAGAAAGACGUGGAGCAUUCUGUUGGGGUCUGAUGGACGCCCCCGAGGUUUAGAGGAAAUCAUAUCUCAAGUUUUAAAAAGGAUGAGCCCACAUCUCUGUGUAUACUGACAGUUUCUUUAAAACCUCUGUUAGCAGUGCAGUAUUUUGUUACCAGAACAUUGUAUUUUUUUACAUCGUAGACACAGUAUGGUUAUUGAUACGGUUAGAUUACAGUACCUUAUAUUGUUUAAAGUUGUAGUUUCUAUACUGUCAGGCUAUUGUUAUACUUUAGGAGAUACUGUAUUGUGCACGACAUGGGAAUAAUAUUGGCUGGGUUUAUUGCA